This is a messenger RNA of Penicillium riverlandense, 1179 nucleotides long. RefSeq lists its product as uncharacterized. The record is from RefSeq and is a predicted model, not a curated record. Bases 1 to 1179 code for a protein of 392 amino acids. The transcript has a single exon. Lineage: Eukaryota; Fungi; Ascomycota; Eurotiomycetes; Eurotiales; Aspergillaceae.
AUGCGCUUCUUCAAUGUGCCUUUUUUUGUGGCCCUGCUAGGUCUGACCGAGGCGGCUCCCAAGCCGAAUAGCCGGAAGACGCAGCACCAUACUUCCACCAAAGUCUCCUAUAAGACCCAACUCGCUGUCGAACCCCAUUAUGGCCACGUCCCGACGGCUACUCUCACACGAACUCAGACCCUACCCCCGAUCAUUAUCAUUUAUACUAGCCAUCCGACUGUGACGAAGACUCCGCCGGUAGUCACCGACACUAAGACUAAAUUUGUGAAACGGACUACCUCAGUCACUGCUAAAGCAAACACUGAUACAGUUUGCGUUACGUCAACUGAGUUUGAUACGACGACGAGGACUCACACUCCGCCGGCGGUCACUAAUACCGUCUGUACGGAUACUACUAUCACAACUACGUCGACCUCGCAUAUCCCAACUAUAUAUGGAUUUACCCCAAUUGUCGACACUCUCCCUACUUCCACUGCUGUUGAAGAAGUAAAAAGGGACCUAGUGUCCCUAGAGCGCCGCUCGCAAGUCAUUGGUCAUAAGGACUUCAAAUACCCUAAGUCAGUCAAGUGUAUACAUGAAGUGUUUGUAGAAGUCAUCAUCAUCGAAAUCAUCAUCGGCCACCCUAUCACUAAGUGGCUGCCCGCCCAUACAACUUGCGUCACUAAGACCGACACUAUCUCUGUCACUAAGACCAUCGUCCCUCCCGAUGUCUCGGCCACCGUCACCGACACUAUCACCUCGACCGUCUGCGUCGGCACCACCCUACCUGUCGAGACUGACACAGUCACAAGAACCGACACCGCCACCGCUUCGGUCGUGAGCACUGCUUACGACGCCUGUGCCACUAACAACAUUGCCAUCUCCCCAUUCUCUUCUGACUACGGCAGACUCGCUGGCCUAAGCCCACAAUACCUCCCCCUUCCCGAUGGUGUCACCUUGACGCAGGCACCGAGCAACAUCAAUACCCCUUACGACUGUUGUGUAAGCUGUGUCCAGGAUACCAGCUGUGUUUUGGCUAGUUUAGAAGACGGCGUAUGCUCUCUUGUAAAUGCGGAAACCUGCGAUCCGUCUGAAAACCGGCUUACGGCCUAUAUUUCGGCCAGGGGGUACACUGAUGUCAGCCUGUCGAACGGCGCCUGUGGGUAUCUUGUUGGUCACUUGAGGCGACGGGUGAGCUGA